Gigantopelta aegis is the source of this 2072-nucleotide messenger RNA. RefSeq lists its product as uncharacterized. Gene Ontology annotation, molecular function: zinc ion binding. The record is from RefSeq and is a predicted model, not a curated record. Lineage: Eukaryota; Metazoa; Mollusca; Gastropoda; Neomphalida; Peltospiridae. The transcript has a single exon. The coding region runs from base 1 to 1665 and encodes 554 amino acids.
AUGUUUCCAUUAGGAACGUUCUGUCUGGUGGAACCUCUACAGCAGUUUGUGACAUCAUCAUCGAGGACGGUCAGCUUCCCGUGUCCUCUGUGUCGAUAUCAAAAAGUGGCCUUACCCGUUCUGAAGGGAGUGACGGUUUGUGUUCAGACCCAAGGACUUCUAUAUAGCCGCCAGAGCGGAGAAGCAUUACCCGAGAAGGGUGGGGGUGAGUGCUGUGGGGUGUGUGAGCAGCAAGCGACUCACUCGUGUCGUGAGUGUGAAAUACUGUUGUGUGAAUCGUGUACAAAAUGUCACCAAACUCUUUCUGUUUCAAGAUCUCACGUCUUGAUAAACCUGGGUGACAUCAGCACAGAGAAACCUUUCAUUUCAAUGCAGAGGUUUUGUGAAAUACACAAGGACGAAAAGUUUAGAUUUUACUGUUUGCCGUGUGAUAAAGUGAUUUGCCGUGACUGUAAACUUACAGAUCAUGAAGGCCAUAAGACAAAAAACAUUUCUGAUGUUGCUGACGAAGCUCGAACUAGCCUCGACAAAACGAAAAUAGAACUAGAAAAGCACAAAGCACAAGUCGAAAAGUCACUAGAUAAGACAAAUCGUGAUUAUAAUAUGUUAGAAAAGACCAAACAAGCUGAAGCGGAAAUAAAUAACUUUUCUGAUUUAUUACUGGAUUCCGUGAAUAACAUAAUUAAUUCAGCACGGCGUCAUGAAACGGACAGGAUGAAAGACCUACAUAAAAUCCACGAAAAAUCAUUUUCCAGUACAAAAUGCACAUUACAACAAAGAAAGUGCAUUCUAGAAACACAGAUCCAAUACGCAGACAGCUUGUUGCGAGAAGGGAUCGACUUUGACGUCAUCACCACCAACAAAGAGAUGAAACAAAGACUGGCGGAAAUGGAGAAAGAACAAGACAGUGGUCCAGAUUGUGAUUACCGAUCUUUAGACAUGGCUCCCAUAAAACCAGUGAAUACAGAUCAACUAGAAGUCAUAAGCAGUGCGGUUCGUGACAUAAUCAAGACUUCUUUCCCUGUUACAUGUAAACAUGACGUGCCAAACGUACUGAGAAUAAAAAAUAUUUAUAGAAGGGUACGUUGUAUAAGUUUCACUCGGACCAAGAAAGUAUGGAUUGUUGGAGGUUAUGAUACUAAUUUGAAUCUCUGUUUGUUUUACACAAAAUCACCAUUUGAGACUCCGGUGUAUAGCAUUAAGGUGAAACACAUUGAUAAGCUGAUAAAGAAGGGGGUUCGUAGUGUUAUACAAACAUACAAUAAACCUGAACAGAAAAUACCUGCUGAAGAAUUCUUUAACUUGAAGAAGGGAUUUCCGUUCAGUGAUGCUAUAGAUGGAAAUACUAUGUGCAAGAUUGACAGAGAAUAUGACAUUGUUAUCAUUAAGACCGCCGGAGGCAUUGUCAAGAUAUUGAACUCCAGCCCCUUUUCUGAAACCGGACGACGGUUUGAACCUUUAGAUGUGUGCUGGGGUAAUAAUAAGGAAAUCUAUAUUGUUGACGGUGGGGAAAAUGUAAUUGUCGUAUACAGUCUCCAGAAUGGUUUUCAGAAAUCACUUAAACUACAGAACAAAUCAACUCUCUCCACUGUAGCUAUGGACCCAGAAGGAAAACUUUGGGUUGGAGAUGACAGGGGAAACCUCUUCAUUUGCAGUGUAAACUGAUUACCAAACAUGUUUAUUUAGCCUAUUGGUGUAUAAAUGUAGUAUCUGACAGUGUCACAGUUGUAGUUUCAUUCGAUUCAUUUGGGAAAACUCGCGUAAAAUAUUUUAAUUUACAGUUCAAGUAGGCCCUAUUUAUGCUAUUAAUUUUGUGCAAAAAUUAGUUUGUUUCUAAAAUAUAAAAAAAUCAGAAAAAGAAACAUACUGUAUAUUUGUGGAUUAUGGCAAAAUGUUGUAUAAUUUCACAUACAAAGGUUCAAAUGACAUACACAAUUUGCUAAAAAUUCAAAUAAGUUUGUUUUGCAGUAUUAAAGAAGUAACAGUGGAAAAUCGAUAUUGCAUUUUUGAUGUAAAAUAUUCUUAUUUGCUAUCCACUCUGCACGAUUAAUCAUGCGAAAAACGAAACAAUA